Messenger RNA from Bursaphelenchus okinawaensis, 1059 nucleotides. Lineage: Eukaryota; Metazoa; Nematoda; Chromadorea; Rhabditida; Aphelenchoididae. The record is from the annotation of a GenBank genome assembly.
AUGAGUGGUGUUUAUGCUGUUGAAUCGACCAAAGAGCUAAUAAAACAAUAUUUUAACAAUGUUAAAUACUUUUCACAGCUGGCGGCUAAACAAAAGGAUCAACAACUUCAAGUUGACACUAAACUUCAGGUAAAACAACAUUUUUUGAUACUUUAUUUAUGUUUAGGUUGAAAGAAUAGUGUCGGAAAUCGUCAAGUACAUUGAUACUUAUGAUAUUGACAGUUUGAACGCGUCAUGGGAGUAUUUUAGUACUCAUUUGUUCAACAAUUUGACAGAGGUAAGGAAAAUAUUGAUGUAGUUGUUCGGUUGGAGAUAAAUAAUGUCGUCGUUGAAUUAAUGGCAAAGUUUCAUGCAAUAUUGGUUAGAAAAGAUUCUAAUCGAACUUUUUUAGAUGGAAUCAAAGACGUUGAACAAGCUAGAAGCCGACAUCUUCAAGUUAUACUUGGCCAACUGUGCGCAAAACAAGAAAACCGAGAAGUCUGUUCAGUUCUUUGAGAAAAUGGGACACGUUAUAACGAACAAUCCUUUGUGGACUGAUUGGUUUUGUAAGCUACUUUUCGUUAAAUAUUUUUACUGUUUAGGUGUGCCUUAUUUGCCGGAUCCAGCCAGUGAUAAACGAUUUUGCAACUACUUUUGUAAAACCUUCCACGAGAUAUUGCUGACAACCCUACACAACUUUAUAUCCAUUUCGUUGUCUAAGCUGUGUAAGCCGCCAUUAGUGGGUUAUUGUCAAGGUAUUGAAGAAAGUGAUGAUUAUGUAAGUUGUUUUAGGUAUUAAAGUUACUUUUUGUUAACUGUUGUAAUGUUAUAAACCGUAUUCAUCAUUAAUUCUUUAAAAUAUCUGUUUUUUAUGAGUAAUAAUGUAAAGGUAAGCUAAGAAGAUCUUUAUAGACACUCCAAGCGAGAACGCAAGCUUCACAGCAACUUCAAAAUUCGAUGGUCGAAAUGUUCAUGGAUGACUUCUCGAUAAUCGCAAAAAGUUCCGAAAAGGCCAAAGCUAAGCCUACAAUCAAGACAAUGUUCAAGAGCUUUACUCGAAGAUCUAGUGAUGGGUCUUAG